GCGCUGUAGCCUCUGUCAGCGUAAUAAAAUAAAUACUACGGAGACUCUCAUGGUUGUUCCUCCGCGUGUUGGUGUGAGGAGAGGACAUUGACAGCCACAGCUUCACAGAGAGUCAUUUUAAGUCAGACCAACCAACAGUACAGGUGGACGCAGCUCUCGUGGCAUGACUACCACAAACAAGGGAAACAAGGCCUUGAAGGUGAAGCGGGAGCCAGGGGAAAAUGGCACCAGCCUGACAGAUGACGAGCUGGUGACCAUGUCAGUGCGGGAGCUGAACCAGCAUCUACGGGGCCUGACGAAGGAGGAAAUCCUGCAGCUGAAGCAGCGACGGCGUACCCUGAAGAACCGGGGCUACGCUGCCAGCUGCCGGGUGAAGCGUGUCACCCAGAAAGAGGAGCUGGAGAAGCAAAAGGCUCAGCUGCAACAGGAAGUGGACAAGCUGGCCACAGAGAAUGCCAGCAUGAAGGUGGAGCUGGACGCUCUGCGUUCAAAGUACGAGGCCCUCCAGAGCUUUGCCAGGACUGUGGCCCGCAACCCUGUCACCUCAUCCAGGGGACCUAUGUCCUCCGUCAUAGGGCCCCUCAUCCCUGGUAAAGUAGCUGCCACCAGUGUCAUCACCAUCGUCAAAUCCAAAACGGAGGCUAGGUCGUAGUAGCAGAGAGGAUGGGAUGACGAUUUUCAAGACUAAACUAGUCAGUGCAUUGUAACAUGGCACAGGAUUGGCCGUGUAAAUUCUCAGUUUCACCCCAUGGCACUAACACUAACAAUACGCUUCCCCCAAUUCACUCUUGAAGUACAACUCAGCAGUCUGUACCUGUCAACAGACAUGUUGUGCUUCAUGGUGGCACAGGUAAUCGAAUUGUGUGAUUUAAAACAUCACAGUUGGUUAUCAAAGAAUGGUGACACAUUGGCAAUACUGAAACAUUUCAUUUAAAAAGCCAGCUGUGGUAACAGAUAUUCAAGAUGGCAAUAUUGGGUAGCUAAAAUAGAAUAGAAUAAAUGUUUUUUUUUCUAAUUACUGAGACUAAUGGUUCAUGGCAUCAAGUCAGACUGUUAAUAGGUUGUUGGUUUCUGAUAAGGUACUGUAUGUGAUGCGUCUGUUUUCUUUAAGACUAAGCUCUUAAGUAUUUUCCGUCCUAAGAAUUGGUUUGUUUGUAGUCUCACAACCAGUAAACUAACUAUUAGAUAAUACACACGAGAACAAGAAAAGAAAGAGCCAGCACUUAUCCCACAUUGAACCCCUUUGCUUGUUAUUAUGCACUGACUGAUAUGAGGGUAAAUAACACAU
Messenger RNA from Scomber scombrus (Atlantic mackerel), 1288 nucleotides. RefSeq names its product transcription factor MafG. Gene Ontology annotation, biological process: regulation of transcription by RNA polymerase II; regulation of epidermal cell differentiation. Gene Ontology annotation, cellular component: nucleus. The transcript is spliced from 3 exons. Gene Ontology annotation, molecular function: RNA polymerase II cis-regulatory region sequence-specific DNA binding; DNA-binding transcription factor activity, RNA polymerase II-specific. The coding region runs from base 164 to 652 and encodes 162 amino acids. The record is from RefSeq and is a predicted model, not a curated record. Lineage: Eukaryota; Metazoa; Chordata; Actinopteri; Scombriformes; Scombridae.